Messenger RNA from Helianthus annuus (common sunflower), 2897 nucleotides. Its product is annotated as late blight resistance protein R1-A. NCBI's taxonomy places the organism in Eukaryota, Viridiplantae, Streptophyta, Magnoliopsida, Asterales, Asteraceae. The transcript has a single exon. Gene Ontology annotation, biological process: defense response to other organism. The coding region runs from base 66 to 2588 and encodes 840 amino acids. The record is from RefSeq and is a predicted model, not a curated record. Gene Ontology annotation, molecular function: ADP binding.
UCAACAAUCCCACUAUUAUAUGUGAAAGGCCUCAGUUCCAACGGUUCUAUGAAGAGCUGGGCUCCAUGAUUCAAACCCUUUUCAUCGACCAACAUCAAGACCUACAUGACCUUGAAAAACUUAAAGAUCUAAAGAGAAGAUUCAUGGACACAUCAGAAAUGGCACACUAUAUGGUCGAUCUCUUUCUAUCCGCUGUUCAUGUUAGGAAAAAUGGAAAUCUCCCUACAUCUGAGGACUUUAAUCCCUCCCUAAAUCCGGACAAUGUUAGGAUAUCAUUAAAGUUCAUCAAGGUAGAAUUCAAGAGUAUGAGAAUCGAUGGCAUGAAGUUGGAUUCAUCUCCAAGACCUCAGAGCACGCUAAAUCAAUCUGCUGCUGCUCAGAGUUCCUUCUCCAGAGGUUCGAAGAAAUUAUUGGAUGAAAUUUUUGUGGGGAUUGAUCGUGAUGUUGAGCACAUAAGAGACAAACUUGUGGAAGAUCAAAAGAAGCUAGAUGUUGUCUCUAUUGUUGGUAUGGGUGGACUUGGCAAGACUACUCUAGCCACCAAAGUAUUCAAUGAUGCUUAUGUUAAGCAUCAUUUCCAUGUCCGUGUUUGGGUCACUGUUUCUCAGACAUAUGAUAAGCGGGGUGUGUUGACUCAAAUUCUCGAAUCUAUCCGUGGUCAACUACACCUUGAAAAGGCUAAUGACUCUCGACUUCGUGAACUGGUGCACAAAAACCUUAUGGGUAAGAGAUAUUUGAUUGUUAUUGAUGAUAUCUGGCAUAUACAAACUUGGGAUAACCUGAAAGUAUUUUUCCCCCAUGAUAACACCGGAAGUCGAAUUCUGCUCACCAGUCGCCAAACUGAAGUUGCUAUGCAUGCAAAUUCAGAUGGAUUGAUUCAUCACUUAGGAUAUUUGAACAAAGAAAAAGGCUGGGAGUUGUUGUGUCAGAAGGUCUUCCAAGGCCGUGACUGCCCUGAAUGGUCAAUUAAAGUUGGAAUGCAAAUAGUAGAAAAUUGUCAAGGAUUACCACUUGCGUUGGUUGUCAUUGCAGGAGUUCUAGCAAAACAUGCUUGGGGUAAAAAGUUUUGGAAGGAAAUUGCUGAGAGGACUAGUUCAUACAUUGUUGGUGGCCAGAAUGGAUGCCUUGAAACAUUAGGUUUAAGUUAUAGUCAUCUUCCUGAGCACUUGAGAGAGUGCUUUCUUUAUCUUGGUGGCUUCACAGAAGACUACAUGUUUCAAGUAGAAAGGUUGAUCUGGUUAUGGGUGGCUGAGGGAUUCAUUCAAAAAGAUGGAAACAUAAGCUUGGAGGACAUCGCAGAGGGUUACUUGAUGGAUCUAAUUGACAGAAAUCUUGUAAUUGUAGCGGACAGGAGUAAGUCAAAUGGAGGUGUCAAAGCUUGUAAAGUGCAUGAUCUUAUCAGGGAGCUAUGCUUGGAAAAAGCCAAGGAAGAAGGAUUCAUCCUUGAAACAGAAAAGCUAAUACUGUCCCCACAAUUUUCUAAUGGUAUAACACCAACAUAUAAGCUAGUUCGUGUGUUCAUUAAUGAAGAAAGCAUCAAUCCAUAUUUUCCUUAUCCGACCACUCAAAACCUUCGAACUAUUUUGUGCUUUCUGAAUAUUAAAUACUCGGGUAAUGCCAUUGUAAACGGUUCCUUUGUGCUACUUAGGGUGUUAGAUCUACAAAAUCGUAGAAGGAUUCAGUUUUCUGAAGACAUGAAAUUGUUAGUUCACUUGAGGCAUCUUGCAAUUCGGAUAAAAUCAGAAGGUUUUCCAUCUUCGAUAUGCAACUUAUGGAACCUUCAAACCCUCAUUUAUAUUACAGCUUAUAGAAGGUCUGUGGUUUUACCCGGUAACAUAUCAGAUUUGGUAAAUCUGAGACAUUUAUUGGGUCAUAAGAAUAAUGUCUUUGUUUUUCCUCUCACUGAAAAACCAAUGAAUUUGCAAACUAUUUCAUCUUUGGAGUUGGGAAAUGGGGUAGGUGAUUGUCUAAAGUGUUUUCCCUACAUUAAGAAACUUAGAUGUCAUACUUACCUAGAAACGGAAUAUGACUUCAAAUCUCUCAACUACCUUGUAAAGCUCAAAUUAAUUGGCAACUUUGAAACAAGUGUGGAUCGCAUUACAUUCCCAACAUCAUUGAAAACGCUUACACUAGAAAGGUGUGGUCUACCGUGGAGUGAAAUGUCAAUCAUUCAGUCAUUACCUAAUCUCCAGGUUCUCAAACUACACAGCUGGGCCUUUAAUGGAAGCUGCUGGAAUACAGAUGGGCAGGAGUUCCCACAACUAAUAAAGGUCUUGGAAUACAAUGCUAUUGAAGGAAGCUGCUGGGACACAGACGGGCAAAAGUUUCAACAGCUAAAAUUCUUAAGACUUGAAGGCUUAGAUUUAAAAACGUGGAAAGCCUAUAGUGCAAGCUUCCCGUGUCUCAAACAAUUAGAAAUUAUAGGCUGCCACAUUCUUGAAGAGAUCCCCUUUGAAAUUGGGGACAUACCAACGCUUGAGCUUAUUCAAAUAAGGGGUUGUAGGAAGUGUGUUGAUGAAUCUGCUAGAAGAAUUGAAGAAGAGCAACAUGAUUUCGGAAACUACAACCUAAAGAUUCACAUUAUCUAAGAAGAUUAAUGGGAAAGGUAACCAACCGUCUCAUAGAAAAAAGUUAAUUGCUUUCUCUAGAGGUCUUGAAAACAGGACCUGUUAAACUGACCAGUUUGAAUUGAGUAAGUCAUUUGAGUAUAUCGGUGAUGGAUUGAACAAGAAUGAUGGGAGAAGAAGUCAGAACUAGAAUGACUGGAAUCAUACACAUUGGUGCUCAAUUGGGUCAUUGUUGGAUCUAGGUCGACAGCAGGAAAAUAUGUUGUAAAUGUUGGAGACUUGAUAUAUGAAUUUGUUUGUUUUCUAAAAUGUUUGUAAACAAUUAUAUUA